This is a messenger RNA of Capronia coronata CBS 617.96, 1191 nucleotides long. RefSeq lists its product as uncharacterized. The transcript has a single exon. Lineage: Eukaryota; Fungi; Ascomycota; Eurotiomycetes; Chaetothyriales; Herpotrichiellaceae. Gene Ontology annotation, molecular function: FAD binding. Bases 1 to 1191 code for a protein of 396 amino acids. The record is from RefSeq and is a predicted model, not a curated record.
AUGCCUGAAGGGACCGGUCGGGCACUUGUUGACAUUGACCAUCUUCAGGCUGGCGUCCCUUUCCAAAUAUUUGAGCGUGACGAAAGUGCAACCGCUCGCGGACAAGGCUGGGCCAUUACGAUCCAUUGGGCGCUGCCGUAUCUCAAGCAGAUGCUCGAACCCGAAGUCCUGGAGGCUGUCGAUGGUGUACAAGUCGACCCGGCCAUAGGCCGAAAUGACACUGGCAAUUUCCUUUUUCUCAAUCUCGCGACCUGCGAAACCAAAUAUCGCAUUCCUCCCUCAGAACGGCGACGGGUGAAUCGGGAAAAGUUGCGCGCUGUUCUAUUGAAAGAUGUCGAAGAUCACGUUCGAUGGUCCAAGAAAUUGACCAGGGUAGAGGUUGGUGAGGACGGUGACGGCGUGAGAGCGCACUUUCACGAUGGGACGUCUGUUUCUGGAGCUAUCCUGGUGGGUGCCGAGGGCAGCAACUCUACAGUCCGGAAGUUUCUGUCUCCUGGGGAUUACCGCAACCGCCAGCUUCCCAUCCGCUUCGUUGGAUCGAGUGUCGACAUGACCAAAGAACAGGUCGCGCCCUUACGGAAGCUGGAUCCCCUCCUUUUCCAAGGCUGUCAUCCAGAGACUGGGUGUUUCAUGUGGGUUUCCAUGCUCGAAGUUCCCGAGAUCAACGGCACAGCGGGAACGGGGAAGGAGAGAUAUCGCGUCCAAAUCAACCUCUCUUGGCCGGUGAGGGGUCCCGAAGAUGAAGUCAAAUCAGAGGGUCCAGAAGUGGUUCGAGACAUGAAACGAAGGGCGACGGUGUUGGCACCCGUCCUCAAGGAUGCGGUGGACGCCAUCCCGGAGGACGCGGCGGUCCUCGAAAUCAAACUUGCGGAUUGGCCGUGUCUGGACUGGGACAAUCGUGGCGGCAGAAUCACCUUGGUCGGAGACGCAGCACACGCCAUGACUAUGUAUCGGGGAGAAGCAGCGAACCAUGGCAUGCUUGAUGCGUACCAUCUCUGUCAUGCUCUCGAGAGAAUCUACACCAAACAACAGCCGCAACAGGAGGCCAUCGAUCAGUUCGAGCAGGAGAUGCGAGAUAGGACAAGCUAUGCUGUCCAGAUGAGUCGACAGGCAUGUUUUGACGCUCAUGAUUGGAGCAGGCUGGAUGAGAAUUCGGCCGUCCUGACCAAGAGGGCUGUGGUCGCAAAAUGA